This is a messenger RNA of Heterocephalus glaber (naked mole-rat), 1815 nucleotides long. RefSeq names its product C-type lectin domain family 4 member A. The record is from RefSeq and is a predicted model, not a curated record. NCBI's taxonomy places the organism in Eukaryota, Metazoa, Chordata, Mammalia, Rodentia, Bathyergidae.
GCGGGUACCUGUACGCGAUGCAUCUUAAUUCUUCUUUCAUCCCCUUGGCUCCCCUUUGGCAUUGUGUUCAGAGUUUACAGUUCUCAGGAAAGACUUCUCCAGUUGCUUGCUUCCUCUUUUUCUCCCUUCCUGUUUCUUCCUUUUGGCGUGUGUAUGGACAUUUCUGUAACACUGGCCAGCUGCAUUGCAUGUGUUUUGAGGCCACAGUUUUCAUGGACUGAUCCCGGGGAAUGGAUCUCUGUCUACUGACCCCGUGCUCCCACCUCGUGGCUUCCGAUUCUCUUGAGAAACUUCUCCCAGGCACUGCGCUAUUUACUGUGGCUGCUCUCGUCUUGUCGAACACCUGGAGAAUUUACUACAUCUUUGGUUUUCGUUCAUGACAUAUUUUAAAGAGGGAUAAAACACAUUUUCCCAAGAAAGUAGGUCUCUUCUCAGCAUGGCUGCAGAAAUCACUUACGCUGAACUGAGGUUCAAAGCUGAAUCCAAGCCCUCAGGCCCCGACCCGGACUCGCCUGCAGUUCCCAAAGAGAAGACCAGCCCUCAGAGAAGUAAUCUUUAUUUUCCCAAGAUACUUCUUGUCCCAUUGCUGCUAUUCAUCCUUUUGUCCAUCGUAUUCACUGUUGCUUUUAUCAUUUUCUUUCAAAAAUAUACUCAGCUUCUUGAAGAAGAGACAAUUGUCAAAGAAGGCACACAGAAGCACACAGAACUGGAAUGUAAAAGAAGCAAUUCAACCAAAAAAGACAAAGUCUGGAGCUGUUGCCCAAAGAACUGGGAGUCAUUUAGUUCCCACUGCUAUUUCUACUCAACCAAAUCAAAAUCAUGGCAAGAGAGCAACGAACGCUGCUCUAGCAUGGAGGCUCAUCUGGUGGUGAUCACCAGCGAAGAGGAGCAGCACUUCAUAACCCAGUAUAUGAAAACUAACACUGCUUAUUAUGUGGGGCUGUCAGACCCACACGGCCAGAGACAUUGGCAAUGGGUGGAUCAGACUCCAUACAAUGAGAGUGCCACAUUCUGGCAUCUUAAUGAGCCCAAUAACAGGAAUGAACAUUGCGUUAUACUAAACCAUCGUGGAAAAUGGGGCUGGAAUGAUGUCCUUUGUGAUAGACCUCAAGGGUCAGUUUGUGAAAUGAUGAAUAUCUAUUUAAUGGAUGCAUCAUGAUACAGAGAGCUAAUAAAGUUUUCCUGAUGUGUAAGGAAUGUCCAUAGAAUUUUAGUGAAGUGGUCAACUAUUCCACUUAUGAAAACUUGUUAGCAUGCUUAUGUGUUUAUUUACUUAUGUACUUGUUAAAAAAAAUAAGCAUUUAUUGAGCAUUUUGCAUGUGCCACAGACUAUACCGGAGUCUGAUAUUUGUGCACGAAGCUUUUCUGUCUAAUUGACAAGGUGUAUUAACUGAUAUAAUUCUAUAUGGUUCCUCCACUUAUUAUUUCUUCUUUUUGUCCUUUACUUUUAUUGAUGUAUAAUUGUCAACUUAAACUAUAUGUUUUAAGUUACAAAAUGCUUAUUUGAUAUACAUAAAUACUGUGUAUAUUGCCACAAUAUAUAUUACCACAAUCAAGUUAGUUCACAUCUUUAUUACUUACCAUAGUUACCUAUUUUGUUUUACUAAGAAUAUUUAGGAUCUCCAUAAGCGUUUCACUUAUAAAAUGUAAUACUGUUAACCACUGUCACCAUGAUAGCAUGGAUGCCCAAAAGUUAUUGUUUAACUGUCACAUAUGUCACCAUUUCCCCACUUCUACUCCAUUUUAGCCACCAUUCUACUCUGUUUCUAGGAGACUGACUUUCUGAAUUCUACAAAUAAGUGUGAUUAUACAGUA